UGAAACACACAGGAAGCUACGGAGCUCACGAGGUAGCAUUAGCUCCUCUUAGAAGGUAGUUUUGAAACAGGUUUGGUGUUUUCGGUAAAUAUUUCCGUGUUUUCAGUGAAAAUGUCUUCAGUUCCGCCUCAGAGAGAGUUUAUCAACGAGCAGGUAACUCCUGCUGGAGAAACAUUCACAGAGUUUAAAGAAAUCAACGUUAAGAUGGAGGAAGAGAUGGAGGAUCAGCGCAGACUGAUGGAUUUUACCCGGAUACCGAGGAUCAUCUUACACCGGAUAGAUCUCCCACAGUGCUGGGUGUGUAAAGAGGAGGAGGUUCUCAAUGAAUUCAGCAACCAGGAGAGGAAGUCCACUUCAGGUAAAGAAGAACCAGAACAUCAAGAGUUCAAAGAGGAAGAGAAGCAACUCUGCAUCAGUCGGGAUGAAGAGCAGCUUGUGCUGAAACAGGAGACUGAUGACAUUUUGGUGAAUCCUCUUAAUGUGCAAAGAAUCCACAAUGAAACAGAACCACAGAGGAACCAACUCAUCUCUCAUGGCUCUGCUGAGGAUGAGAACCAGGAUCAGGAAGGCAGCAAUUCUGAAGACCCGGGAAAAAAGAGAAAGGAAGAACAGAAACAAAAGGAGAAAUAUGAGAAAACCAAAGAGCAGAAAGGCAGAACUGACACUGAAAAGCAAAAACAGCACAAGAAAGCUCACACAGGGCAAAAAUCUUAUUCUUGUAAAAUUUGUGAUAAAAUCUUUUCUCAAAACAGUAACUUGAUGAGACACAUGAUAACUCACACAGGACAAAAACCUUUCACUUGUUCAACCUGUGGGAAAAGUUACAUACAAAAGGCUGGUUUAAUUUGUCACAUGAGAAUUCACACAGGUGAGAAGCCUUUUUCCUGUGGGACUUGUGGAAAAAGUUUCACCAAAAAAGACACUUUAAAAGUUCAUAUGAGAAGUCACACAGGUGACAAGCCUUUCUCUUGUGGGACCUGUGGAAAAAGUUUAAUCUGUAAAGGCCAAUUAAAUGUACAUAUGAGAAGUCACACAGGUGAGAAGCCUUUCUCUUGUGGGACCUGUGGAAAAAGUUUCAUCUGUAAAGGCCAAUUAAAUGUACAUAUUAGAAAUCACACAGGUAAAAAGCCUUUCUCAUGUGUGACUUGUGGAAAAGGUUUUCGAAGCAAAUAUGAGUUACAGAGUCACAUGAAGAUUCACACAGGUGAAAAGCCCUUUUCUUGUGUAAAUUGCGGGAAAAGCUUUAAAAGCAAAUCUAAUUUAAAUUGUCACAUGAGAAUUCACACAGGUGAGCUUAAUUUCUCAUGAACAAGCUGAUAAAAGUUAUUUUUCUAUAAAUGGCAAAUAACUUAUCACAUGAGGACUCACACAGGUAGAAAGCCUUUUUCUUGUGUGACUUGUGAAGAAAGCUUCCGCAGCAAAUUUAGUUUAAAUCGUCACAUGAUGUUUCACCGGUGAGGAGCCUUUCUCAUGUAGCCUGUGGAAAAAGUUUCACUCAAAAAAAAAAAAGAGUUUAACUGUACAUAUAAGAAUGGGAUAAUGUGAACCUUAAGUAUCAAAUAGUUUUAUCUUUCAUGAAACUUUUUUUUCAUGAAAAAAUUUUUAAAUGAGCUUUUAAUCUUCAAGUGUCUUUUAAAUAAUGUACUGUGUAUUUUUAUAAGUGAUAUUUGUAAUGUUUUAAAGGAACAAUGCACUGGAACAUUUUUAGUUUUAGACUUAAACUUUUGUAGUGUGUUUAUUUUUUGUUGUACUUGUACUUUGAUUUAGUUUCAUGAUUACUGUUAGCCGUUCCUGUAUGCACUGGUGUAGUCACAGACAAAUUUGGCUUCAGCAAUAAUGUUUCCUGGAUUUGAAUCUACAUAUACACUAUUAUAUACAUUGGAUGUAGAGGUGUCUCAGAAAACUCUACGACAUACACUAAACCAGAAGCAUGGUUCUGGUUUAGUGGUUGACUUGGUUUCUGUAUAUAUUUCUGUACUAUAUAUGUUUUUCUAGUGGUUUGAUGUUAUGUUGUAAUUUAAAUGUCAUGUUUUCAUUGCUUGUAAAUGUAAAAUCAUCUUUCAACAGAAAUAAAGUCAUUCACACAUCCA
Molecule: messenger RNA, 2090 nt
Organism: Xiphophorus couchianus (Monterrey platyfish)
Lineage: Eukaryota; Metazoa; Chordata; Actinopteri; Cyprinodontiformes; Poeciliidae
Product: gastrula zinc finger protein XlCGF57.1-like
Exons: 2
Coding region: 112-1308 (398 amino acids)
Biological process (GO): regulation of transcription by RNA polymerase II
Cellular component (GO): transcription regulator complex; PcG protein complex; chromatin
Molecular function (GO): DNA-binding transcription factor activity, RNA polymerase II-specific; RNA polymerase II cis-regulatory region sequence-specific DNA binding
Source: RefSeq, a predicted model, not a curated record